CUAGAGCCCGGAGGGGCUGGGUAUUGCGGAAGUUUUGCGGAAAAGUGUCGGGUGGCUGUGAGAGUGUAGUGUUGUUUGGGAACAAGUUCCGAAAGGGAGGCCGUCGCUCGGGGUCCCAGAGCCAGUGGCCUGCGCACAUUUGGGGCAACACCGGGCGCGACUCGACGUGGCCCCUGUUGGCCUCCUCUGCCCUCCUUCCUCCCCCGGGAACCGCCUCGGAUCUCCGCCAUGGCAUCCACCUCGACCAACCUCCAGAAGGCAAUAGAUCUUGCUAGCAAAGCAGCCCAGGAAGACAAAGCUGGGAACUAUGAGGAAGCCCUUCAGCUCUACCAACAUGCUGUGCAGUAUUUUCUCCACGUAGUUAAAUAUGAAGCACAGGGUGAUAAAGCCAAGCAGAGUAUCAGGGCAAAGUGUACAGAAUAUCUUGAUAGAGCAGAAAAACUAAAGGAGUACCUGAAAAAGAAAGAGAAAAAACCACAGAAGCCAGUGAAAGAGGGACAGCCGAGUCCAGCUGAUGAGAAGGGGAAUGACAGUGAUGGGGAAGGAGAAUCUGAUGAUCCUGAAAAAAAGAAACUACAGAAUCAACUUCAAGGUGCCAUUGUUAUAGAGCGACCAAAUGUGAAAUGGAACGAUGUUGCUGGUCUUGAAGGAGCCAAAGAAGCUCUUAAAGAGGCUGUGAUAUUGCCUAUUAAAUUUCCUCAUCUUUUUACAGGCAAGAGGACGCCUUGGAGGGGAAUCCUGUUAUUUGGGCCACCUGGAACAGGAAAGUCCUAUUUAGCCAAAGCUGUAGCAACAGAAGCAAACAACUCAACCUUUUUUUCAAUAUCUUCUUCUGACCUUGUUUCUAAGUGGCUAGGCGAAAGCGAAAAGCUAGUUAAGAAUUUAUUCCAACUUGCCAGAGAGAAUAAACCUUCCAUUAUCUUCAUUGAUGAAAUUGAUUCUCUGUGUGGUUCAAGAAGUGAAAAUGAAAGUGAAGCUGCACGUAGAAUUAAGACAGAGUUCCUAGUUCAAAUGCAAGGCGUUGGUGUGGACAAUGAUGGAAUUUUGGUUCUGGGAGCUACAAAUAUACCCUGGGUUCUGGAUUCUGCCAUUAGAAGAAGAUUUGAGAAACGAAUUUAUAUUCCUUUGCCUGAGGCCCAUGCUCGAGCAGCAAUGUUUAAACUGCACUUGGGGACCACUCAGAACAGUCUAACAGAAGCAGACUUCCGAGAAUUGGGGAUGAAAACCGAGGGUUAUUCAGGGGCAGACAUAAGUAUCAUUGUGCGCGAUGCACUUAUGCAGCCUGUUCGAAAAGUGCAGUCAGCUACUCAUUUUAAAAAGGUUCGAGGACCCUCACGAGCUGACCCUAGCAGCAUAGUAAAUGAUCUGCUGAUGCCCUGCUCUCCAGGCGACCCGGGUGCCAUUGAAAUGACGUGGAUGGAUGUCCCUGGGGAUAAACUUUUGGAGCCAGUUGUUUGCAUGUCGGAUAUGUUACGGUCACUGUCUAGCACAAAGCCCACAGUCAAUGAACAUGACUUGUUGAAAUUAAAGAAGUUUACAGAAGAUUUUGGCCAAGAAGGCUAAACCAAAGACAGCGAGGAAGACAUUUGCCACGUGUGUUGUUUCUUUCAUGGGUAUUUUUGCCUUUCUUGGCUGGCAUUCAGAUUAUUUCCAGUAAAACUCUUUUACCACAGGGAAACAUAGAUCCCACUCAGUGUUCCUUCAAGUUUUAUAUGUACUUUUGCUCCAUUACCAGUUAAAUGCUCCUAUUAACAAAAAUUAUAAAAUAAUGGGUUAUAAAGAAAUGAGUGGUAAGUGAAUGGCGAAAAAUAGAAAUUACUCAGUAAAAAAGGAUUAAAAUUGAGAGACAAAUAUUUAAAGUUGUUAUGAAUAGUAGUCUUUGCAAAGAGCAUUUAUCUUUUUUGUUUUACCAAAAUGAAAUAGGGCUUAUUUCAUAUUUUGGAAAAAUUCUUAGGCAUCAUUCUCAUCAAUGUAAAAUUUAUUUACUUUAUUAAAAAAAUUAAAAUAACAGGAUCUUCACUCUCAGGGAUGGGCAAUAGAACAGCAAAGAGCACUGUGAUUGAGCUUGAAAGGUUUUGAAUUAUGUUCUAGUCAAGGCUCUUAAUUGUGUAGAUUUAAGUGAUUUCUUUAAAAGCAGCAAGCUUUUGUAUUUAACUAAAUAAUACCUUUCACUGUGCAAUCUCAAGAGAAAGACUUCCUAAAUUAUGCAUUGUCUUUAUCUUGAAGAAGAAAAUUGUCUCUUUCGGUGUCUUUUUGUAGCAAGAUCGACCAAAACAGGUGGUAAAUAAACACGUACUUUUUAAAUAACUCUGUCGUGAAAUACUGUAAUGGGAACCUUCGUUAAAAGGACUGGCCUCCGUUUGGAUUAGGGGAAGUUUCUUGUGUGUGAUGAGGGGGGUGUACAUAUAUAUAUAUAUAUAAUUUUUUUUUAAUAUAGAAUAGCAAGGGUCUUGUCUUUUACCUUUUAAGUUCAGGGAACCGUUUGUCCUGACCACAUAUAUGUUAUCAGUGUAAUACUUCAUGAAGCUUUAGAAAGGAGCUGAUGUCUCAUUAAAUAAUAAAAUACAAACAUGCUGUGUUAUUUUAAUAUCUUCAAAUAAAUCAUCUGAGGGUAUGUGUUAUACACUUCAGCAUCAACACUAAGUUGUGCCUUGUACACUUGCAUUGGCUACACAUGCAAAGGAUUAUUAAGGUAGCUAGAAUGAGGUAGAUUCCUUAAUUACUGUAAAGUUCUACCUUGCACAUGCUAUAGAGUAACUUGCAUUUUAAAGUAUAUUUGCACAUUUUACAUAUUAUGCUAUAUGGUUGCCUUUGGGUUUUCUGUACAGAUUGUUUUUGUUGAUAUUAAAUGGAAAUCUAGGCCUGAAAUAUGCUGUUCUUGUGUGAAGUAAAUUGAUAUAACCUACUA
Messenger RNA from Equus caballus (horse), 2908 nucleotides. RefSeq names its product vacuolar protein sorting 4 homolog B (gene VPS4B). Gene Ontology annotation, biological process: endosomal transport; vacuole organization. NCBI's taxonomy places the organism in Eukaryota, Metazoa, Chordata, Mammalia, Perissodactyla, Equidae. The record is from RefSeq and is a predicted model, not a curated record. Gene Ontology annotation, molecular function: ATP hydrolysis activity; ATP binding.